CCUUCCUGCUGCCCACCAUCGUCAGGCCCUCGCAGGGGAUGUGUGGCACCUACCUGAGCCUGGCAGCCGGCCACGGUGACAGAGCCCUCAGCGGCAUCGUGCAGGUUUUGGUAAAUGUUUUAACGCUUAACAAGAAUCUGAGUGAAAGUUUGUCACUUGGUCGACUUCACCCCCAGCUUCAGUCCAACACCUUGCAGGUUGACAGUGAGUUUCCUGAAGAAGAUAUUGCCCUUCUUGUGGCCAGGGGCCAUCAGGUGGAUAAAGUCCCCGUGGUGUCCCUGGUGCACGGGGCCAGGAGAACCAACAGUUUCAUCAUUGGCCUGAAGGACCCCAGGAGUGCAGAUGCUGCUGGAGCCACAAUCUUGUAGCAGCCCCCGGGGCCGUGGGCUGUGGCAGGGCUGACACACAACCCUGAGAUGUGCAUGUUCUGCAGUGGCCCCUUCCCCAGCCCCCACACUGCUGGGAAGGUGUUCUGCACUCCCCAGAGGAGCCAGCAGCAGCAACAUCCAGCUCUCUUUUCAUUUUUCAGUCCUUGGGCCUGGUUACAGGAGUGGCAGGAGCACUUUUCUUUUGGCAGUCUUGCUAAUAGUUCAGUCUUUCCAAAGCUCAGUUCUAGCCAGCAUCUUACUUUUAGGGGUCAGGAACAUGAGCACGGGAAAAAACAGCUGCUGUUAUUAUUGAUGGUGAUUAUCCUCAUCUCCCUGUCUUUCCCAAGCUCCUUCUUUGCUUCCAGUGCAAGCCAGUAAUUAAUAGAGCCUGGUGGAAUGUUUGUAGGUGCCUGCAGCUGGAAUAUUGAGGAGUGCUCUAAUAUUCCAUGUGGGCCAGCUGAUUUUUGCCAACGUGCAGCAUCCCAGGGAAGUUCCUGUGCCCACAUCACUACCUACCUUGAAUUCUGGCAGUAAAUAUUUUGAAUCUAGUUGCUGCACAGACUCACUGGCAGUCUGAUUUUGUAACCUGAUUUUCACCACCUCUAACAACUUCUUCCUGUAACAACUUGUGCAUCCCCCAGUAGUUUUCUUACAGAGGUUUAACCUCCUCACUGGUGAAUUUCAGAUUAAUGGUAGCAGGUUUAAAUUUCUUAGACACUCUUUGGAGAUAUUUUAGCAGUACUCCACAAUGAAAAACCACAGAUCACAAACUGAAGAGCACAUAGAGAGCAUUUAGGUGGGUUCAGAGCUUUUCUUCCACUGCAUUAUCUCAAUCUGUUCCAAAAGCCUGGGUCACUCCUACAGAGAGGCUUGGGAAUUUCUGCUGGCUGAAUUAAUGGCUGUACCUUAGCUCUGUGUUUUAGUCCCAGUGAAUCUAUUGGAAAAGCUGAAGAGAGUGAGAGGAAAAGUAGAAACCAAGCCAAGCACUACUGAGAUAAUUUUCUGUCCACAGCAUGUAGUGAAAAUAAAAGAAUGCUCUUGCAUUUUGUGUCUGAAAUUGAGGAGGGAAGAAUACCCCAGCUGACAUCUGCACCAGGUCAUUCAGCCCACAUUUGGACAUUUCUUGUUCUUUUUGCUGGCUAGUUAGAGACACUUGGCACUGAAAAAUCCAGAGAUUGAUCAUUUUCUGCAGUCUAAAAUGUGAUGUUUUCCUUCAUGGUGCAAAUGCACCCAUGGCCACUGUACAUAUUAUAUAUGUAUGUCUGCUUAUGGUUGUGUUGCUCUUUGAUUUGGUGAUGACACCACUCACCCUGUGGCUCCCUGUCUGUGCCACCUCUGGCACUGGAGGGCAUGGGCUGGUUUUGGGGAGGUUGGGGCCACAGGGCAGAUGAUUGGACUGGAUAAUUGGACUGAUUGUUCCUGGGCUGUGGCUCCCGAACAGCCCAGUGCAGCACGUUGGCUGUGUGGGAACAGAGGUGUUUGCAUGCUCAGCUGGAGUGCAGCCACCCAUGAGGGGAACAGAGCAGCUCCCACUGACAGCACCAUCAGCAGCAUUUCCUGAUCCAAGUACAUCCAUGCCCUCAGCUGGGACAGGGGAAGCACAGUGUUCUAUCUGUGACAUGCUCUGUGCCACCAAGAAGAGACUUUCUUCACCACAGGGACACCAAAUCUAUUUAUUUCUUUCUCUGUCAUCAGCACUGGAGUUGGUCACUGAGCAAGGAUGGAGAGAUGUAAAUGUGUCAUGGAGCAGAGCUCUUCAGGCUCUGUGGGAAGGCAAGGAGGCAGUUCUGUGGGUUGAACCUCUCUGGAGAUGGUCUGGGGUUUUCUGCUCUGUCCCAGCCCUGAUCUGUCCCUUGGGCAUGGAGGUUCUCUAUGAACAGCUGCAAAAUAUGUGAUCGAGUCAUUGUCAGUGCAGAACUUUGCAUGAAAUGUCACAAAACACCUUGAAAGAUUAAAUUCCUCCUUAUUAACUGAAUUCACCAACUUCUGAUGCUGGAUACCGUGUAUAUGUUUGGGAGUAAAAGACUUUGGUCUUGAUUCAAAAGGGCACUCCUAUGUCCCAAAUUACAAUUUCACAGCAAUUAUCCAGAAUCUUAAAAUAAAGCAUGUUCUGUUCUGCUCAA
Zonotrichia albicollis (white-throated sparrow) is the source of this 2491-nucleotide messenger RNA. The record is from RefSeq and is a predicted model, not a curated record. NCBI's taxonomy places the organism in Eukaryota, Metazoa, Chordata, Aves, Passeriformes, Passerellidae.